CAGUCUCCUUAGAGGAGGACCACCAACAUUACACCAUCAGUGGGUCCUCAUAGAGGCGACUGAGGGCCGUCGGUGCGGGACGAGAUGCUGCAGCCUCCCUGCUGUAACCGUCACAGCUCCACAUGGCUCUGGUGUCUUCUAAUGAUCCUGACGACUCUUCCCUCUGUAUUCGGGGGUUACCAAACAGAACCGUGUGGUGGACGGGACUGUUCCACCUGCCAGUGUUUCCCCGCCAAAGGAGUGAGGGGGGCUCCAGGGGUUCUGGGAUUACAAGGCCAACAGGGGAUGCUGGGCUUCCCUGGCCCUCAGGGGCCUCCAGGGGAGAAGGGCCACAGGGGAGCUGAGGGAUGGACUGGAGCACAUGGACCCAAAGGAGAUGUGGGAUAUGCAGGGGUCGUUGGUUUUCCAGGGUUAGAGGGUGUUCCGGGUCAUCCAGGUCCAGCUGGAGGUCCUGGUUGUCCUGGUUUGGAUGGAUGUAAUGGAACAAGAGGACAGAAAGGAGAGUCUGGUCUUCCUGGGGAACAAGGCCUCUAUGGAGAACCGGGUUUACCAGGACCAAAGGGUUUUCCAGGAGAUCGAAGCGAUUGCUGUGUACCUUACCCUGGACUACCUGGGGACGUCGGGUGUGUUGGUCCACCUGGACUGCAGGGCAAACAAGGACGUCCCGGCCUCAUUGGUUGUGUGGGUCCACCAGGAUUGGACGGGGUCAAUGGUCUCCCUGGUCUGCCUGGUGUCAGGGGUCCACCUGGACAAAGCGGUCGAUCUGUGCCUGGAGCAAAAGGAGAGGAGGGGGAUCUUGGUUUUCAGGGGCCACCAGGACCAUUUGAGAUAGUGGACCCUCCUGAAGAUUUUUACAUCAAAGGAGAACAGGGUUCUCCUGGUCUUAAAGGAGUAGAGGGAGCAGCAGGACUACCGGGUCAGAAUUCAAGACCAGGAAUCAAAGGAGAGAAAGGAAUUCUGGGAUUUCCUGGGAACAGGGGAUUGUUUGGGUAUGAUGGUCCACCUGGAGAGAAGGGAAUUAAAGGGUUCCAAGGGAGUCCUGGUCUGCCUGGACUAAUUGGCCAAGAAGGUCCAAAGGGAAUUAUGGGAGAUCUGGGUCCUAAAGGCCUCCCUCAAGAUUCAGACCUCACACACACAGGUGUAAAUGGUGACCUUGGGCCACCUGGACUCACUGGACCUCCAGGAGAAAGGGGAACGAUGGGAAUGCAUGGACCUCCAGGGGUCCCUGGCAGAUCUAUACCUGGUCCACCAGGCUUUGUGGGCCAGAGUGGAGGUCCAGGAUCCAAGGGGGAAAAAGGAGAUCCAGGUCUAAUGUAUAAAUACGGACCUGUGCUUGGAGAACCUGGUAAACCUGGACGUCCUGGACCCAUAGGACCAAAGGGAGAACCAGGAACACCAGGUCAUUACUGUCUCCCUGGAGCCAAUGGAGAACCUGGAGAACCGGGUCAUCAAGGACCUCCUGGGGCUCUGGGCUUCACAGGAUUAAAAGGUGCUCGUGGAGAUUGUUCUUGUGGCCCUACUAUUUCAAUCAUGGGCCCCCCUGGUCUGUCAGGAGAUCCAGGCCUUCCAGGGUUGCCUGGAGUCCCGGGGGCAACUGGGCAAAAUGGAGAAGAAGGUUCACCUGGUGAUGCUGGAGAACAUGGAGAGCAGGGCCUGGGAGGGUUUUCAGGUGUGAAAGGGUUCAAAGGUCAAAAGGGAGGCUUCAGGGUGGUCAGUUUUACAGGUGAGAAGGGAAACAGGGGCAAACAAGGCCCUCCGGGUAAUCCAGGGUUUUCUGGGAGGAUGGGACUUCCUGGGCUCCGCGGCCCUCCUGGAGACCUUGGUUCACGAGGUGACAGCUUCACUAGUUUUCCUGGAGACAGAGGUUAUCCUGGAUUUCCUGGAUCUAAGGGAUUACCAGGAGCUCCAGGCUCCCCUGGAGCUGAUUUUAUUGGUGCUGUGGGACAGCGUGGGCCCCCUGGUGAGCCGGGACCUACAGGAAUCCCGGGUUUCCCAGGACCAAAGGGUGUUAUUGGUGACACUCCUGCAAGUGUUCCCUUACUCCCCGGGCCCACAGGAAAGAGGGGGGACAAUGGAAACACAGGUUAUCCAGGACUUCCAGGACCUACUGGAUUCCGUGGCAUCACAGGACGUGAUGGUAUUAAGGGAGAACAGGGGCGACCUGGUCUUCCUGGACUGCCUGGACGACAAGGACCUCCUGGCCUGGUUGGAGAUACUGGAGAAGAAGGACCUGAAGGCUUCAGUUAUGAUGGAGAUCCAGGGUUACCAGGAACCACUGGUGUUCCUGGACUUAGGGGUCCAGCAGGAGACUCUGAUGCUGGUCCCGUAGGACCCAAUGGUUUUCCAGGGCCACAGGGCUCUCCAGGACCUAAAGGGGUCCCCGGAGCCCCUGGUAUUAAUGGACAACAAGGAGUUCCAGGUCUGCCUGGGAUACCUGGACCAGAGGGCUGGAGAGGAACUGAUGGAGCACCAGGGGUAACUGGUCCUCCAGGUCCCUCACCUACAUACUGUGAUGUAGGAAGACCAGGAGCUAGAGGUGAUGUUGGUCAUCAGGGGACCGUUGGACCUCAGGGAUAUCAGGGAGAAAAGGGUGAGUUUGGAGAUGUGGGUCUUCCAGGUUUUGGACUUGCAGGUCCUGCAGGUAAAUCAGGUCCUCCAGGUUUGCCAGGGGUUCUGGGACUCCAAGGCCCUGCUGGUCCCACUGGAAGGGUUGCGGGUAGUUUUGGGCAGUCAGGUGUGUUGGGUCCCCAAGGCAAGUAUGGUGGGCCAGGGCCUCCAGGUCAGACUGGACCCCCUGGACAUCCAGGCACAACAGGAGAAAGAGGAUUUAAUGGACGAGAUGGAGCUCCUGGGUGUCAGGGGCCAAAAGGAGUGAAAGGUAGUCGAGGUUGUCCAGGGCCUCCAGGAGAGACCACGUACAUCCUUAUCAAAGGACAGGAAGGAAAACAAGGAGCCGUUGGUGUUAGCGGCUUCCCUGGAGCACGAGGAAACAAAGGUGUGCAAGGACCAAAAGGUAGCCUAGGUUACCCAGGAACCUGUGGUCCCCAAGGCAUCAUAGGGAACCCAGGAUCACCAGGACACUGUGGUAUACCAGGACCACCAGGAUUCCCUGGAUGCAGAGGAUCUCCAGGACUCAUCGGCUUUCCUGGGGAGACAGGAGAUCCGGGUGACAUCGGGUUCCCAGGAAAAUGUGGAGAACCUGGUCGUUAUGGAUGUACUGGUCAGAAAGGUGAUAAAGGAGACUCUGUUGGUUGUCCUGGUGUACCUGGAGACAAGGGACCUGCUGGAGACUGUGGACCCACAGGGCCUCCUGGACCAUGUGGAAAUCCUGGACUACCUGGUUUCAUUGGAGCGCCAGGACCAAAAGGAUCUAAAGGAGACCAGGGUCACCACGGAGAACUGGGAUCUCCAGGUGUUAUUGGCCCUGCUGGUCCAAGAGGUCGGUCAGGCUGUCCUGGUCAACCUGGCAAUGUUGGAAGUGAUGGUCCUCCAGGACCACAGGGCUGUGCAGGGCUCCAAGGUCCUCCAGGGCCUCCAGGACUUCAUGGACUGGAUGGACUGAAAGGAGUGAAGGGAGACGUGGGGACUAGAGGCCUGGCUGAACCCGGCCCCCCAGGUUUUAGAGGUCUUCCAGGAGAUAAAGGUCCUCACGGUCCUCCAGGAUAUUGUGGUCCAAAUCAGCCUGGAGAACCAGGACUAAGAGGACCCCCAGGACCCAAAGGAACUCCAGGGAUUAGCGGACCCUGUGGUGACAAUGGACCAGCAUGUCAAAACCCAAUUCCUGGCCCUCCUGGAGACUGUGGUGUUCCAGGUCCAGAUGGAGAUCCUGGAUGUCCUGGGAUCAUGGGAGAUCCUGGUCCGAACCGUCCACUACCUGGGGAUGAUGGAGACAAUGGAAACAUGGGCUGCCAAGGGCCACCAGGGCCCAAAGGACUGCCAGGAUUGAAUGGUCUGCCUGGAAUCCCUGGAUAUCCUGGAGUCAAAGGUGAGAAGGGCUCACAUGGAAUGAUAGGUGUGCCUGGUCCACGGGGUCCAAAAGGUUGUAAUGGUUCACCCGGGCCUUCAGGGCCAAAAGGACUUAGUGGAGAAAUGGGUCCAAAGGGAGAACGUGGAGGAGUUCACAGCUGUGCCCCUUACCUACCCCCACAACGAGGGCCCGCAGGUCCUCCAGGCUCCCCUGGUGCACCCGGAGAGGCUGGUGUCCGUGGAGAAGAUGGUCAGAAAGGACUUCAAGGUAUGAGGGGAGAUCCUGGAUCUGAAGGACUGAGAGGAUUUGUGGGAUCUCAAGGUUCAGAUGGAAACCCAGGUGUGCCAGGGUUGCAGGGGAUGAUGGGAGAUAUUGGACCCAAAGGUAACCCUGGUCCAGCUGGAGACCCUGGUCCUCCUGGACAGUCUAGGCAGGUGAACUCAGGAUACCUGUUGGUGAGACACAGCCAGUCGGGUCAGAUUCCCAGCUGUCCGUUGAACAUGAGGGUCCUGUGGAGGGGCUACAGUCUGCUGUACCUGGAGGGGCAGGAGAAGGCCCACACUCAGGACCUGGGUCAGGCAGGCUCGUGCAUUCGCGUCUUCUCCACCAUGCCCUUCACCUCCUGUAACAAACGCGCUUGCUCUUAUGCGAGUCGAAACGACAAAUCUUAUUGGCUGUCGACGACGGCACCUCGUCCCAACGUCCCCUUUGCUGGGCCUUCCAUUGAAGAGCACAUCAGCCGCUGUGUGGUAUGUGAAGCCCUGUCCACUCCUGUCGCUCUUCACAGCCAGACGUCCGAAGAACCAAAGUGCCCCCCGAAGUGGACCAGCCUGUGGACAGGAUACUCCUUCAUCAUGCAUACAGGUUCAGGUGAUGAGGGCGGCGGCCAGUCCCUGACAUCAUCGGGCAGCUGUCUCACAGACUUCAGGUCUCACCCGUUUGUGGAGUGUCAGGGACCACGGGGAACCUGCCACUACUUUACUAACAUCUACAGCUUCUGGCUGACCAGAGUGGACACGAGCACCACCAUGAUGACUGACGAGCAACAGCAGAUAGACAACAUUGGGAGGUGCAGCGUCUGCAUAAGAGCUUAAAGGGAAUGGACACCAGCAGCGCCUCCUUCUGCAGGAGUUUGAACUGAACUACAGCAGGAGGUGAAUUAAAGCUUCACCUGAUGUUCACUUGAUGGCUGCAGGAUGCUCUCUCACCAACAGGGGGCAGCAGCAGGUACAGCAUCUAGUAGAUAUAGGCCCCACCUCCAGAUAUGCACUGGCAUCACAUACUGAUUGGUCCAUGACCAACGACCACAGGUCAGGGGUCAGUAUUAUUUGAUCAGACCAACAGAGGGAACUGUGGGACGACUGUUCUUUUUCUCCUGAACUAAACCUGUAAUCAACUGUAGAGCUGUGCCAAAGUUACUGGGUCUCUUCAGGAUUUGAAACAGAACAAGAUCACAACCAGGAUUGGAAGCAGGACCGGACCCAGGACCAGGACCAGAACCAGGAGGAGUUCUAAUCAGAAGAUAUUUUUCAUUCCAUUUAGUGAAGAACUUUCUUCAGUUUUUCCAUUUUAUAUUCAAUCCAUUUUUUAUAAUUGAAAAAAAAAUCCUUAAUAAUAAAAUGCAAAUGAUCAGUAUUUAGUGUUUUAAUUAUUUAUAAAUUUAAUACAGCAAAUAUUUAUUUUACAUUUUCAUUCAUUUUUGAAAAAGUAUCUCUGGAAAUCUUUGUUUUCUCUCUCUGUUUUUAUUUUCCAAUCCCAUGUCUUCUCCUGGUCUCUGGCUCCAGUCCAGAUUAUUGUCCUUAUCCAUAGUUAAAAAGUACUCUCUCUGGCUCUGACUUGUAAAUAUGUUUGAACCACUGACUGCAUGUAAGUAAUGAACCGAACCAAACUUAGUCCCCAGUAGUAAAACAUGUCCGCUGCAGCACCCUGUACUCCUGCUGUUAAUUACUUCAUUAAUUUAACAGGGGUCCUGCACCACAUGAUGAGUCAGAUCACAUGUAUUGAAGUAUUGAUUUUACAAUGUGACUAGAAAGACCUGGCAUUAGUGAUUAAGAGCACGUUUCAGGUGAAAGAAGCCAUGUGAGAAGUUGUUAGUUGUUAGAAAACAAAUCACAGGAGAAUUCUGUCAGAGAGUUCCUGGUUCCUGUCUUCUGUGCAGUCUUUUGUUUGAACUCAUUCUUUUUAUAAUCCUUUGUAAAUGUUGUCAAAGUAUUUAUUUAGCCAAAAUUUCAUUUGGUGCUAAUUGUUUUCAUCUUGGUUAGUCAUGAUGAGGUAAAUAAAAUGUCUUCUCUGUUCCCAUGGUGCUUAGCAGUAAAUAAAAAAAUAAAACAACAUUAUUGCAAUUAAAUAAAGUGAGAAAUGAAUGUGGGCGGAGCAUAAUAUUAGCUGGUGAUGAUGAAGAGGAGGAGGAGAAAGUGUGUAAUCAGUCUGUUAAAUCUCUAUUAUCUUAACAUUGUAGUAAAACAAAUAAAAACACACACGCACUAACAUUUUUCUCUGUGGGAAAACAACCUCAAUAAAACACUAUAGACUUUCUUUACUCUGUGUCUAAGCGUGUGUUGAAGCAAACAACACUGAAACAUUAAUAAAAUAAUACAUUUAAAAAAC
Molecule: messenger RNA, 6574 nt
Organism: Cynoglossus semilaevis (tongue sole)
Lineage: Eukaryota; Metazoa; Chordata; Actinopteri; Pleuronectiformes; Cynoglossidae
Gene: col4a4
Product: collagen, type IV, alpha 4
Exons: 46
Coding region: 85-5061 (1658 amino acids)
Biological process (GO): extracellular matrix organization
Cellular component (GO): collagen trimer
Molecular function (GO): extracellular matrix structural constituent conferring tensile strength
Source: RefSeq, a predicted model, not a curated record